Penicillium pulvis is the source of this 2124-nucleotide messenger RNA. RefSeq names its product putative AMP-binding enzyme. Bases 1 to 2124 code for a protein of 707 amino acids. Lineage: Eukaryota; Fungi; Ascomycota; Eurotiomycetes; Eurotiales; Aspergillaceae. Gene Ontology annotation, cellular component: membrane; endoplasmic reticulum. Gene Ontology annotation, biological process: long-chain fatty acid metabolic process. The transcript is spliced from 4 exons. Gene Ontology annotation, molecular function: long-chain fatty acid-CoA ligase activity. The record is from RefSeq and is a predicted model, not a curated record.
AUGUUCUUCUCCCCACCCGCUCACCUCGCCAGGGCCGAGGAACUCAAGAAGGACCCCCCGAAUGGUAAACCAUACUGUAUAUCCAUUCCCGGAAGCGAACAGCCUGGUCGCAGCCCGGUGUAUCGCGCAUGGCAUUCUGAAAAGGAGUUGUUGAAGACACUGGAUCCUCAGGUUGUGACUGCUCAUGAUAUGUUUGAAUCGACGGCCAACCGCCAACCUAAGAACCACUGCCUCGGCUGGCGCCCGUUCAACCCCGCAACCAAGACCUUCGAUGAUUAUCAGUGGCUCACAUAUGAGACUGUACAGAAGCGGCGUGCGGCGUUUGGUGCUGGUCUAGUGGAGCUGCAUGUCAAGCACGACUGCCACCGCCCCGGCCAAUAUGGAAUUGGUCUUUGGUGCCAGAACCGACCAGAAUGGCAGAUCACUGAUUUGGCUUGCAUGUCCCAGGGCCUCUUCACUGUCUCCAUCUAUGAUGUGUUGGCCUCGGACGCUACAGAAUACAUUAUUAACCACGCGGAGCUGAGUUGUGUCGUCACCUCUCUUCCGCACAUCCCCACUCUCCUUAAGCUCAAAUCAGUCCUGCCAAACCUCAAGAUGAUUGUCAGCCUGGAUCCUCUUGAUGCUGGUGAACAGGAUGGUCAUUCCAAGCGCGCUCUGCUGGAGUCUAUGGCCGCUGACCAGGAUCUUGCGAUCUACACAAUUGACCAGGUCGAGGCUCUGGGAGAAGCCUCAAAGCGUGGAUACAACCCGCCCUCCGCUUCGGACACGGUCACCAUCAACUACACCUCCGGCACCACUGGACCACCUAAAGGUGUUGUUCUGACCCACCAAAGCGCUGUGGCUGCCACUUCGGCCGGUCUCAUCACCAUCGGCCAGUCUCGAGGCGACACCAUGUGCUCUUACCUUCCGCUAGCUCACAUCUAUGCCCGUCUAGCGGAGCACGGAGCCCUCUGGGGUGGUGCCCGAAUCGGCUAUUUCCAUGGUAACAUUGUGGAGCUGGUUGAUGACCUAAAGCAGCUGAGACCUACUGGCUUUAUUUCCGUCCCUCGUCUCUACAACCGCUUUGGUACAGCAGUCCGGGCUGCCACUAUUGAGGCACCCGGCUUCAAGGGUGCUCUGUCUCGACACAUCGUUGCUGCUAAGACAGCCAAUCUCAAGAAUCCAGAUCUAUCCAAGGCUACGUUCCGGCACGCACUGUAUGACCGGAUAUGGGCUAAGAAGGUGGCUGCAGCACUUGGGCUGGACCGCGCAAAGUACAUGGUGUCGGGUUCGGCGCCUUUGGACCCUUCGUUGCACGACUUCCUACGUAUCGCUACUGGUACCCCGGUUAUUCAAGGCUACGGUUUGACUGAGUCUUAUGCUUGUAGUACUGCCCAAGCAGAUGAUGAUGUGUCAUCGGGUAACUGUGGCCGUCUGGCUCCAUGUAUUGAGGCCUGCCUGGCCUCUCUGCCGGACAUGGAGUACUCGGUGGAGGAUAAGCCCUUCCCUCGUGGAGAAUUACUGCUGCGUGGCCACAGUAUGUUCCAAGAAUACUUCAAGAACCCCGAAGAGACUGCAAAAGCGGUGACAGAGGAUGGCUGGUUCCGCACUGGUGACGUGUGCACUUUGGAUGCCAUGGGCCGCUUCAUCAUCAUUGACCGUCGCAAGAACGUGCUCAAGCUAGCUCAGGGUGAAUAUAUCUCCCCCGAGCGGCUGGAGGGUCUCGUGCUUUCGGAGCUAGGCUACCUCGCCCAGGGUUACAUUCAUGGCGACAGCGUUCAGACCUUCCUAGUUGGCAUUUUCGGUGUUGCACCUGACUUGUUCGCUCCAUUCGCUAGUAAGGUUCUUGGUCGUACAAUCGAAGGUACGGAUCUGGAUGCGAUCAAGACUGCUCUAGAAGAUGACAAGAUUCGCCGUGCCGUAAUCCGGGAUCUUGAGCGCGUGGCCAAGAAACACAAGCUGGCUGGCUACGAGCGGGUUCGCAAUGUUUCUCUGAAGCUGGAACCCUUCACCGUGGAAAACAACCUACUUACUCCCACGCUUAAACUGAAGCGCCCUCCUACUGUCAAGCUGUAUCGCGGACUUUUGGAUCAGCUCUAUGCUCAAGCGCUGGAGGAGCAAUCUGCCCCUCGGGCCAAGCUGUAG